This is a messenger RNA of Nicotiana tabacum (common tobacco), 408 nucleotides long. Lineage: Eukaryota; Viridiplantae; Streptophyta; Magnoliopsida; Solanales; Solanaceae. The record is from RefSeq and is a predicted model, not a curated record.
AUGGACCAGCAGAAGAUUCAGGCAAUCACAGAUUGGCCGCCGCCUAAGGAUAUCCACGCGUUGAGGGUGUUCCUUGGUUUAUGCAAUUUCUAUCGGCGAUUUGUGAAAAACUACUCCCUCAUUGUAGUACCAUUGACAGAACUCCUCAAGAAGGUCACGCCUUGGGAAUGGGGACCCAAGCAAGCGGAGGCCUUCAAUGCAUUGAAAGCGGCUAUGUCUAGUAGCCCCGUCUUAGCCCUUCAUGAUCUGGCUAAGCCAUUCGAAGUACAAACAGAUGCAUCUGACUAUGCCCUCGGUGGAGUCCUGCUACAAGAAGGGCAUCAUGUAGCGUAUGAGAGUGGGAAGCUGAAAGAUGCUGAGCGGCGCUAUGCUGCCCAUGAGAAAGAAUUAUUGGCUGUCGUCCACUGA